CCGACGUCGCCGUUGGCCACCCCGUCCGAACGCUCGCUCACCGCUAGAGCUCUCCACCAACCCACCUGCUCCCCCCCCCCCCCCCCCCCUCGGCUUUCAGAAGCCUCGGCGAGCGGCGGCGAUGGCGCGGAAGAAGAUCCGGGAGUACGACUCCAAGCGCCUCCUCCGGGAGCACCUCAAGCGCCUCGCCGGCAUCGACCUCCAGAUCCUCUCCGCGCAGGUCACACAAUCAACGGACUUCACUGAGCUUGCAAACCAGGAGCCAUGGCUCUCAUCUAUGAAGUUGGUCGUGAAGCCUGACAUGCUGUUUGGUAAGCGUGGGAAGAGCGGACUUGUGGCCCUCAACCUAGACCUUGCCCAAGUUCGCCAAUUUGUUAAGGAGCGGUUGGGAGUUGAGGUUGAGAUGGGUGGCUGCAAAGCUCCAAUUACAACCUUCAUAGUUGAGCCGUUUGUGCCCCAUGAUCAAGAGUACUACCUUUCAAUUGUAUCAGAAAGGCUUGGCUGCACCAUUAGUUUCUCUGAGUGUGGAGGUAUUGAGAUUGAGGAGAACUGGGACAAGGUUAAGACAAUCUUUCUUCCCACAGAGAAGCAAAUGACACCUGAUGCAUGUGCUCCGUUGAUUGCCACCCUGCCACUGGAGGUCCGCACAAAAAUAGGUGAUUUCAUUAGAGGUGUAUUUUCUGUUUUCCAAGACUUGGAUUUCUCAUUUCUUGAGAUGAACCCAUUUACCUUGGUAAAUGGUGAACCAUAUCCUCUGGAUAUGAGAGGAGAACUAGAUGACACAGCCGCUUUCAAGAACUUCAAUAAGUGGGGUAACAUUGAGUUCCCUCUACCUUUCGGAAGAGUUCUCAGUCCCUCAGAAAGCUUUAUCCAUGAACUGGAUGAGAAGACAAGUGCUUCUCUGAAAUUCACAGUAUUGAACCCAAAAGGACGCAUUUGGACAAUGGUUGCAGGUGGUGGUGCUAGUGUCAUAUAUGCUGAUACGGUUGGAGAUUUGGGUUAUGCUUCAGAGCUAGGAAAUUAUGCAGAGUACAGUGGAGCUCCCAACGAGGAGGAGGUUCUGCAGUAUGCUAGAGUGGUUCUGGAUUGUGCUACUGCUGAUCCUGACGGUCGCAAGAGAGCCCUUCUCAUUGGAGGAGGUAUUGCUAACUUCACUGAUGUUGCUGCCACAUUUAGUGGCAUCAUUCGGGCUUUAAGAGAGAAGGAAUCCAAAUUGAAGGCCGCAAGGAUGAACAUUUACGUCCGGAGAGGCGGUCCAAACUACCAAACCGGACUCGCGAAAAUGCGCACUCUUGGUGCGGAACUUGGUGUCCCAAUUGAGGUGUACGGACCAGAGGCGACCAUGACUGGGAUCUGCAAGGAAGCCAUUGAAUGCAUCAUGGCCGCGUAAACCACGUUGCGCAAUAAUCAAGAUCUUGGCUUGGGACGUGAAUGUGUAAUGCAGUUGUGGUGAUCCACCGGAUUGCAGUGUUCCUGGCCGUGCUGGCAUCCUAUACCGUCUCUGUUCUUUCGAGUGAAACAGAGAACGAUCAUUGUUGUGAGUAAACUCUACCUUUGUAACACAGUUACGCAAUAAUCAAGAUCUUGGCUUGGGACGUGAAUGUGUAAUGCAGUUGUGGUGAUCCACCGGAUUGCAGUGUUCCUGGCCGUGCUGGCAUCCUAUACCGUCUCUGUUCUUGUGUCGUGUGUUUCAGUGUGUUGGAGCCUUGUGCUGUGUAUUUCUCGGUUGAGACUCUACGGUUGUAGCCAGGCAAGGUCCUGAGAUUUUGGGGGCCAGGGACCGAAAUUAUAUGGGACCUUUUAAUAAUUAAAAAUGUUACUCCUUC
Messenger RNA from Setaria italica (foxtail millet), 1826 nucleotides. RefSeq names its product ATP-citrate synthase alpha chain protein 3. Bases 122 to 1390 code for a protein of 422 amino acids. Gene Ontology annotation, molecular function: succinate-CoA ligase (ADP-forming) activity. The record is from RefSeq and is a predicted model, not a curated record. Gene Ontology annotation, biological process: tricarboxylic acid cycle; succinyl-CoA metabolic process. NCBI's taxonomy places the organism in Eukaryota, Viridiplantae, Streptophyta, Magnoliopsida, Poales, Poaceae. The transcript has 12 exons. Gene Ontology annotation, cellular component: succinate-CoA ligase complex.